Erythranthe guttata (spotted monkey flower) is the source of this 1397-nucleotide messenger RNA. Lineage: Eukaryota; Viridiplantae; Streptophyta; Magnoliopsida; Lamiales; Phrymaceae. The record is from RefSeq and is a predicted model, not a curated record.
GAAAAAAGACUUACUAGAGGAGAAUUUAAUCUGUGAUUAUAGCAAUGGAGUCGAAGUAUCCGCCAGGUUACCGUUUCAUGCCGACAGAUGAAGAACUCAUCUCUGACUACUUACUAACGAAGAUCGACAAUCGGCCUUUAGCAGCCGACGUUAUUCAAGUCGUCAACUUUUCCGAUCACGGUCCCGAUUAUUUGUCACGCGAAUAUCCUCCAGUUGGAGACAAGGAAUGGUAUUUUUUCACCCCGAGGAUUCGAAAGUAUGCCAAGGGAUCGCGGCCUAAUCGAACUGCAGGCAACGGAUUUUGGAAAGCUAGUUGUGCCGACAAGGAUAUUAAAUUUAAUAAUAAAAUUAUCGGACACAAGAUGACUUUGGUUUUUCACGAAGGAAUAUCAUCAAAAGACGGGAUUAAGACCGAUUGGAUCAUGCAUGAAUAUACAGCGAUUCAUCCUUCCCGGAAUAAAAGAGAUGCCGACGACAACAUGAAGUUGGAUGACUGGGUUAUUUGCCGUAUUCAUAAGAAUGUUUCGAAAUCAAGCAGUGCUAAUAAACGGCGGGCUAAUCUCCUAGAAAAUCAACAACAACAAGAACAAGUUGCGGUAGGAGAAAAUCGACAAGAAGAAGAAGAACAAGUUGCGGUACGAGAAAAUUGAGGAGAGGAAGAUGAAGUUGUUGCAUCAGACCGAGUUCGUGAAGUUGUUGAAGCACAUGAUAAUUUGAAUGAUCAAUAUUAUUAUGGGAUUAAUAAUAAUAAUAUUAAUGCGGCCGCAAAUUCAAACGCAAACGCAAACGCAAACGCAAUGGAUAAUUGCAAGGACGACAAGGAAGAAGAGUGGUUGGACGACGAUUUUGUAGACAUUAAUCAACUAUUAAUGUCGAUGGAAGAAGAAGGUUUUAUAAUAGACAUUAAUGCACUAUUAAUGACGAAAGAAGAAGAAGAAUGUUUCCAGGAACGAUUAUCACAAGUUCAGCAACCAAAUCAGCAAGGGAGUAUUUAUCAGCAUGCUCCAAAAUGAUAAAGAAGACAAUACUGAAUCAUUUAAUCUUCUUUAGCGAUCGAUCUGUUUUUAAAGCUAUGUUAGUACUCUGACUACAUGUAUAAAUAAAUGCAACUAGUGAUUAAUUAGUUUUCGAAUAUUAGUUGAUUAGUGAACGAGUUCUUUGUCGCCUGUCGGUAUUAAGUAUUAACAUGCUCAAUCAAAAUAAUAUCAACAUUUAUACACACUGAAAGUAAAAUAAAUAAAUAUGUCAAAUAACGGAUGUUCUUCUUACAUGUUAUUAGGAACCUGAUUUAUCUGUAGCUGGUUUCUUCUUACAUGGCUUCGGCCUUCAAUCGGACAUAUAACACAAAACCUUGGCCGACGACGUAACUAUGAAUCACGUCUCUCUUCAUCACUCUC